Messenger RNA from Arctia plantaginis, 6207 nucleotides. The record is from the annotation of a GenBank genome assembly. NCBI's taxonomy places the organism in Eukaryota, Metazoa, Arthropoda, Insecta, Lepidoptera, Erebidae.
AUGUUACAUGUAGCACUAUGUGGAGCUCCAAGUUACACAAAGGGAUGUUGGUGCGAGGGUAUCGUCCGUUCUCGGAGGCUGUGCGGGCGCGGCCAGUGGGGCCAGAGGGCGCCAGAGGGCGAGGGGUGGAGGGGGCGGAGUGGCGGCGCUCCGCUCGUGAAGAAUACUACCCCGAUACUCGAGCUAUCGGCCUUCGAUAUGGCACAGGUUAUAACUGUGCGGUUGAACAAAGCAGACCACCAGCCGCUGGGCUUUCGUCUGCAGGGCGGCAAAGAUUUCGGCACACCGCUCGUCGUCCAAAAGGUGAACGGCGGUAGUGCGGCCGAGCGCGCUGGUCUCCAAGCAGGUGACGCGCUCAUCCGAGUCAACAACACUGAUGUGUAUUUACUACGACACCAAGAAGCACAGGAUGCCAUUCGCGCCGCCGGCGUCAACCUAGAACUUACCGUUCAACGCGGCGGCAACACUUGGCGCCCAACAGUCACUCCCACCGGAAGUCUGCCAAGACCUGGAUCAAGACCUAUCGGAGGUUCACCCGCCCUUGUCACCACCACUUCACUUAAGGCCACACCUCAACCCACGCUAGCCUUCGGCUCCGGACACAACAAUGUUGCCAAGCCCUUUGGCUACAUGAACGGCAAUGACUCAGUGAAGAGCAUAGUGAACAAACAGUACAACACACCCGUCAACAUGUACAGCGACAAAACCAUUGCGGAAACACUCUCGGCCCAGACUGAAGUGCUCGCGGGUGGCGUACUCGGAGUGAACUUUAAGAAAAAUGAGAAAACAUACGACUCUGAAAAAAGUGCUGUCUUCAAGGUUUUGCAAGAGGAACAAAACGACCCCGAGCCAGUAGAGGUGGCCCACCAAGGGGGGACACCCGCGCCCUCCACGCCGGUGUCUGGAUUACGUCACGUGCAAGCGCCCGUCACGAGACCUGACGCCCCAGUCAACAAUACUGGAGGCUUGCCCCCAGGACAGAACAUUUGCGAGGAGUGCGAAAGACUCAUCACCGGUGUGUUCGUGCGCAUCAAAGAUAAGAACCUGCACGUGGAAUGCUUCAAGUGCUCUACGUGUGGCAGUUCACUCAAAAAUCAGGGCUAUUAUAACCUGAACGGGAAGCUCUACUGUGACAUCCACGCUAAACUCGUGGCACGCCAGAACCCACCAGCACCAAAUCUCGAACCAGUAACUGUUCCUCCUGGUGGUCGUGUUCCUACCAAUACGUAUUCGACUCCACUACCGCCGCUGGCGACAAACAACUAUUCAAACGGAUCGUCAUCGCUUUUUAGUCCGUCGAGCAACUUGUCAGGUCCAAAGCCGUUCGGCUCAUCCAUCGGUUCAGCGUACUCUCCGUCGCUGUCUCCGCGCUCGGCCCCGCUGUCGCCUGCGCGGCCGGUGGCGGCGCCCGCGCCCGCUCCUCCGGCGGCUCCCCCUCUAGGAGCACCCUUUGCCCCCACACAGAAUGUAAAAAGCGUAGUAUGGCCCCCACCUGCAAACAACUUUGAUGAUGAACCUUCCGAUUACGGCAAAGAAACGACAACGCAAAAUGUAAAAAAACAUACUUUUGACUCAAAAUCUGCAGUUGCUAUUGUUGAACAGCAAGUAGUGGAUCAAUUCGUCACAUCUAAGAAACAAAAAGAAGAAAUAUCUUCCAGCCAUUCGUAUUCGACAGCCACUAUUUCAUCAUUGACAAAAACUUCUCAAUCUGAAUCCGCCAUUCAAAGUAAACAAGUGAAUCAGGAAAUGUCGACUGGUACAAUGCAGUCAUUUUCCCAAAAAUCAUCAGAAAGUCAAAGUUCAACUGUUUAUCAGUCUCAAGCAAAUAUUCAAUCUAUUAAUCAAGAGAAAACAGAAUUUCAAGAUGUUAAUAAAAUACAAACCGCUGUAGCCAAAGAAAACAUGCAGUCACAAAUGACCACAGAUGUGCAAACUACAAAUAAUUUAGUAAUUAACACUGAGUUUGCGAAUAAAGAGGUUCAAGAAAGUAAUAAAAUCGACCUUAAUGAAGUCAAACAAAACGAAACAUCUAUCCAGCAAAAAACAGAAAAUGUUGUUCUUAGUCAAAAAGACACAGAACACAAAACUUUUAGUAAAGAUAAGUACAUUGAUACAAAUGAUCUGUAUAAUCAGACUUUAAGUCAGGAGAAAGCUAAUCCAGAUACAAAUAAAGCUGACGUCGUGCGAUCUAUGGUAGAUGCUUUGACAACUGCUCCCGACCGCCCAUAUUCUCCUUUGCCAACUCCAUCAUUACCUAUUAGCAACAUCGGACAGACAAUUCCAGUUAGCAACACAGUUCCAGAAACAUUCCAACAAACGGGACCCAAUAACGCAGAAGAAAACGUUGAACAUAAACAUGUCACUGACAUAAAUCAAACGCAGUUACCACCCCGAUCCUCGCCUAUGUUUCUACAUGAACAGAAGAGAGGCACAACACCCAUACCACCUAUAAAAACAUACAAUCCUCCAGAAAAAGUACUCCCCCCCAUUCCGAUGCCGGAACAGACAAACCCAUAUAUUCCACCUGAUUUCAAGAUUAUCAUUGAAUCUAAAGAACCUCGUGACACAACUUCUUCACCUUUAGUGGAUGCCUUAACAACAGCACCGGAUAUACCAUUCACACCAACUCAGAUUCAAAACCAAGAAGUAGGAAGAGGAUCACUUAGAGAUGCAUUAACUAUCGCACCUGACAGACCUUAUAGUCCGUUUGGUUCUACCAGUACCAAUCAAACAAGUCAAUACAUGACAAGUUCUGUUUCACAUGUUACUGAAACCAAUUUGUCUGAUAUUAUUAAACCAAUAGCAACUCAAACUUCAACUCUAAUUACUGAUAAAAUACAUUCAGAAUUUUCAGCUAUGCAAAAUACCUGUCAAUUGCAAUCGUCCGCCGAAAUGUCAGCAUUUAGACCAGUAUCAAAACAAAUAUUCACACCACCACAACCUGAAGAGUUUUGCAAGCUUUCAAGCUUUCCUCCAAUAAGCAAUGACAUAAAAACUAGUUUUGCUCAGGCUACUAAAACAAAACAGGAAACAAUGUAUUCAGAAUCAAUGGUUAUGCAACAUUCUUCAGUUUCCAGUAGCAUGGAUACUCAAUGUUUUUCGUCGGUGAAAAACGCCCAAAAUUAUUUUGAACAAUUGGACAAAAAAGAAUCCUUGACAUCCAGCGCAACGAGAUCCAAAUCAGGAUUACAUAAACCAGACAGUAUUCCUCCUUAUCAGAGAAAUUUUGAACAAUUGCCUUCUCAAAGGGGAAUAACCCCAGAACUUUACAACGCACCAGCUGUUUUGCAAAGGCCAGUAACGCCGACAACUCAACUACCGCGAAAAUCCAAAGAAAAAUCCUUUGAACCAAACUCCACUCACAUUAAGCCUGAAGUACCAGUCACUAAGAUUCCCCAAUUAAAAACACCAGUUCCUCAGUCUGAACUGGUUCACUUUCAUAAAGACACUCCAAUAACCAUGACAUUUCAACCAGUAACAGAUGAAAACUUUUUAAGAUUUACACCUUCACGUAGUCGUCCAAGUACACCAAGUUUAAUUAAUAAACCAGCACCUAUAAUUCCUCAUUACCAAAUGAAUUUAGUAACAGUAGAACACCUGGCACCAGAGAGUCAUUUGUAUGAGCCUUCUAGUCGAGAAGCUAGUAGGUCACCUACACCAAAACCAAGAUCACGAUCCCCCGCCCAAGGACCUCCUCCCAAUCCAUUAAAAGCACAAGCACCACGAGUUAAAGAAAACUUUCCGCAAAACUAUACUUCGGAAUCAUUUAUGUCACAAGAGUCUUCAAAUAAAAAACAAAAUGAGACAGAACAGCGGGGCUUCCGCAAUGCAACCCUAUUAUAUAAUGCUAAUGAUACCAAAAAUUGGAACCAAAGUCAAAUUUACCCAUCUGUAGUAAAAGAGCAAAAACAUACGAAUGUUGGAUAUAAAACGGAAAACUACUCAAAGGACGAUAUGAAAAUAAAGGAAGAUUCUCUAUUCCAAGAAAAUUAUGGACAAAGACAAAUGCAAUCACAAAAUGUUACUGAGCAAGGCAAUACUAGAACGCAUACAACCAGAAAGACGUUCGAAGAAUUUGAAAGAACGCAAUCAGCAAAGAUGGUCGAAAUUCGUAAAGGAGGUUCAUCAUUACCUGGAGAAUUUGAACAUCUUGACUCCAAUAUUAGGCCUUCAAACAUUAAUCAUAAACAAGUCUUUCCACCUCCCCUAAUAUCUGUGUCGCCAACACCACAGAGUUCAUCUUUUAACCAAACUAAUCCAAAUUUUACAUCCGCCGCCGCCAGUAGAUCAUUUGAAAAUUAUGAACCAACAAAACCUUCGAUUUCUGGUGCUAACCAAGGUCCAGUGUGUGAUCCUACCCCAUCGACAGGUUCGAGUGUAGGAGCUGCCGCUCGCGGCAAAACUUUCGGUGUAUCAUCCGCCCCAAAACGAGGACGGGGAGUUUUGAAUAAAGCUGCGCUGCCGGGUUCCCGCGUGCCUCUGUGUGGCUCCUUUAAUGAACUUCUGGCUACAAGCAGUCCACAUAAAACGGAAUUUAAAAGUCCAGCAGAAGAGAGGCUUAUUAGAAAAAUGGCAAAAAUGGCUCUAAACGGUUAUGAAAUAGGUAUACAGCGAAAAAUUAAACCGGCUGAUCACAUACAAUCCAUGGCCGACAAGAUACAAGAUACUGUUGUAACUAAACAUCCAUUGAAUACAGAUACACCACCUACUCUGGAAAAUCACUUGGCAAAACCAUCAGAAAGAGUAUUUAAAAAACCUGACAAUAUUAGUGAUAAAAUUAAAGAUCCUCUGAAAAAUAAUCACACAACCGAAUAUCUACCUAAACCAAAUAUUUUAAUACCACCACCCUUGCCGAGUUCCCCAGUACCAAUUUUUAAUGUUCACAACACUAACAUUGGAAUUGCCAUUAAUACGGAUGAUGAUAAAAAAAAGCAAGAAAUUGUGGCUAAAUCUACAUAUUCUAAUGUUACACCUGACGAGCGCAUAGAGAGAGCAGACAAAUAUUACAACGGAAAUGGCUAUUCAAGCAGUGAAGACUCUUAUAAAGAUAAAGUGGAACACAACUACACCGGUACAUUAAAAAAAACUGGUCUCGAUAAAUCAUCUUUUCUUAAUAGCAUGAAUGGCUUCAAUGGAAAUCAGGAUAAUAAAACAGAAUCAAAAUUAGAUAGCGUAUAUUCUAACACGCUUAAUAAAAGAAAAUUGUUUGAAAAACCAGAGAAUAUUUCUAAUAGUUCGACCAAUGAAAUUAAAUCGAAUGAAUCGAAUACACGAAAUAAGACGAGUGUGUUUGACCUAAAUUGUAAAACUGAAAACGCAAAGAAUACAUUUAUCCAUAACGAUGAGGACUCUAAUAAAAAGAAGGAACUUCCUAACCAUUUACAUAACAAUUCACUAUAUACUUUGAAGACUUCUCCAAACAAUGGCAUCCAAUUUAAUGGUGUUGAGCGAAGUAACAACCAUAAGGAUAAUACAAAGCUUCAUGCGGAUGAAACAAAGAGCUUAUCCGAUAUUGAUGAGAAAACUCAUCAAGAAAAUAAUGAUGAGGAAGUAGUUGUAAGAAGAAGGCAGAAAAAAAAUAUAAGAAACGACGAUGGCAGACGAGACUCUCAUAUAAUUGCACGACCUAUGAGCACCAUACAAUGCGCAGAUGUAGCAGACGGACUUUAUCCUGUAUGCCACAAAUGUGACAAAGCCAUAACCAGAGGUCCUUUCAUAACGGCGUUGGGGCGUAUCUGGUGUCCAGAACACUUCAUUUGUGUAAAUGCGACAUGUAGGCGCCCGCUCCAGGAUAUUGGAUUUGUGGAAGAAAAUGGUCAGCUCUACUGCGAAUUCUGUUUCGAACAAUACAUCGCGCCUGCUUGCGAUAAAUGCCAUGCUAAAAUAAAAGGCGACUGCUUAAACGCUAUUGGCAAGCACUACCACCCGGAAUGCUUUAACUGCGUUUACUGCGGAAAACUGUUCGGCAAUAAUCCAUUUUUCUUAGAAGAUGGAUUGCCCUAUUGCGAAGCUGAUUGGAAUGACCUGUUUACUACAAAAUGUUUCGCUUGCGGCUUCCCCGUGGAGGCGGGCGACAGGUGGGUCGAGGCGCUCAACAAUAACUACCACAGUCAGUGCUUCAACUGCACGGUGUGCAAAAAGAACCUCGAAGGACAGAGCUUCUUCGCCAAAGGAGGUCGGCCUUUCUGCAAGAUACACGCCCGCUAA